AUGUCAGGGCUGGAGAGGACUUCUGAGAGGAAAAAGCAAAGGUUUGGGGGUACGGGGAGCAACUUUAAAUUUGUGUCUCAGGAAAUUCAGAGCUUCUGGAGUCACCAUUCCCUCCUGAUCCUAAGGUGGUCGGUCGGCUUCCGAGCAACAGAUUUUGAGAAGAGGGGGAAAAAGGAAGUUUGUCCGGUCCUGGAUCAAUUUCUUUGUCACGUGGCCAAGACUGGAGAAACAAUGAUUCAGUGGUCCCAAUUUAAAGGCUAUUUUACUUUCAAACUGGAGAAAGUGAUGGAUGAUUUCAGAACUUCAGCUCCUGAACCAAGAGGUCCACCCAACCCUAAUGUCGAAUAUAUUCCCUUUGAUGAAAUGAAGGAAAGAAUACUGAAAAUUGUCACUGGAUUUAAUGGUAUCCCUUUUACUAUUCAGCGGCUAUGUGAAUUGCUAACAGAUCCAAGGAGAAAUUAUACAGGAACAGACAAAUUUCUCAGAGGAGUAGAGAAGAAUGUGAUGGUGGUUAGCUGUGUAUAUCCUUCUUCAGAGAAAAACAAUUCUAAUAGUUUAAAUCGAAUGAAUGGUGUUAUGUUUCCUGGAAAUUCACCAACUUAUACUGAAAGGGCUAAUAUCAAUGGGCCAGGAACACCUAGGCCACUUAAUCGACCAAAGGUUUCUAUGUCAGUCCCCAUGACAACCAAUGGCUUGCCUGAGAGCACAGAUGACAAAGAUUCAAACUUACAGCAAACUGAGGACAAAAGUCACAGUCAUUCUCCAACGCCUGGAUCAGAAAGCUCCUCAGUGAGCCCAAUGAAAAAUAAACAUCCAGUUGAAGAUGCUGUGGACGCUGAGGGGCAUGAGGUAAAAAGACUUCGGUUUGACAGAGAAAGUGAAGUCAGGGAGACAGCCAGUCAGACAUCUUCCAGUGAAAUUUCUUCCGUUCUGGUAGAAGAAACAGAUGCAUCAUCUUCAUCUCAGGAUAAAGACAAAGAAAGUGCUUGUUCCAGGCAACACUGUACAGAAGAGGAGGAUGAGGAGGAGGAAGAGGAGGAAGAAGAAGAGUCUUUUAUGACAUCAAGAGAAAUGAUCCCUGAAAGAAAAAAUCAAGAAAAAGAAUCUGAUGCCUUAACUGUGAAUGAGGAGACUUCUGAGGAAAAUAAUCAAAUGGAGGAAUCUGGUCUGACUCAAGCCGGGAAAGAUUUCCAUUCUGAAGAUAGUGAGAACACAGGCCCAGGCAGUGGUGGCUCUGAUUGCCAUGAAACAGAGGAAUUGGCAGAACCCAGCUCUAAUGAGACUGGAGAGGUUCUCUCAGAAUCAUCCAUGGAAAACGAUGAUGCAGCCACAGAGGUCACAGAGGAACCAAUGGAACAAGACUAAUUAGAGACAGUAUUUUACAUACAGUUCUGGUUUUACACUGUAUAAAACUUUUAUGUAAUAAAGUGGACCUUUAGUUUUACAAGAGAAGCAGGUUGUAAUAUAAAGUAUUUUGUGGGAUAAAUCCUGAAAGAGUUGUACAUGUAAGAACUAUGAAUAUUGGUUCCAUAGGUCCUGCUUACCGCUGACUGUUUUGGUUUGGUCAAAUCAGUGGUUUGUGUGUAUAGAUUUUUUUUUUUAGAAUUAAAGUUUUUUAACUGGAAAGUAAUUAUAAUUUUGAAAACCUUUUGGAGAUUAUUUAGUUUAUACAUACACAAAAAAGCUUUUUGUCUUGUCUUUUUCUGACAGCUCUAGCAGUUUUCAUAUUUUGGUCAUAGUUUCAACAUUUUAACGUGAAUUUUAGGGUUUCAUGCUGAUUUCCAGAUUUUAUUGUUUGACUGUACAAUGGAACUUUAAGUCAUAUAUGCAUACAUAUAUAUAUAUAUACAUAUAUAUACACAUAUAUAUUAUUCUAAGGGGGAAAUGUUAUAUUUUUCUGUUUCUAUAAGAGAUGAAUAAAUACAGUGGAUACUUUUUCUAUUGGUCAUGACUAAGUUCACUCUUUCAGAAGACAGUUUCUUUCUCUUCUAAGUAACUCAAAUAAAAUUUGGCCCUUGUGAAACCCUGGAAAUCUAGAGUCUGUUGAAAUACCAGGUUAAACACAUUCCAAGAGAUCUGUUCAAACAAAUUCUUUUGUAUACCUCUGAGGUGCCUGAAACGACUUCAUUAUUUAUGAGAAAAUGUCCUUUAUCUUGGAAAUUGUGUUCAAACAUGAGCUUACUAUUUUGUAGAAUGAAUGCUUAUAAAGCUGACAUGAGAACGUCUCAGAACUGAGCAGUUUCCUUAACUUUUUGCUUGCUUUUCUGAACAUUGUGAAUAUUACACAUUUCUUUCUAAAUUAUUCUAGAGUAUAAUAUGUCAAUGAUAUGAAACACCACUGUACUGGAAGAAUUAAUAUAUUACUUUAGUAAUGUACUGGAGCUAAAUGACUAAAGCUUUAGGGGUGCAUAGAAAUCACCAUAAUUUGUAUGACAUUUUGAAGUGAAUUAAAUAUUUUUGAACAUGCUUCUUCAACAGCCAGUGUUAUAUUUUUCAGAUCAACAGAAAGCACAAUAAUUACUGUAAACUCAAUAUUUUCAAAUUCACAUAUCUAAUGUCAUGUAAGAUGCAAUUUUCCUGUCAAAUUACUGGCUGCCAAAUUUAUACCUGUUUCUUUGGCUGUACCUUUUGAUAUUUAGAAUUUUUAAAUUUCUGUAAAGUAGAUUUUGUAGGAUGUAAUGUGUUCACUGCCUUUGUGACGCGGUAUAUAACUGUAAAUUUCUGUGUGUAAACUGAAUGCUUGGGCUUUCAAUACAGUAUUCAUAUAAAGCAAUAAAUACUAAUGUUAUGAAA
Messenger RNA from Myotis davidii, 2793 nucleotides. RefSeq names its product protein phosphatase 4 regulatory subunit 2 (gene PPP4R2). Gene Ontology annotation, molecular function: protein phosphatase regulator activity. NCBI's taxonomy places the organism in Eukaryota, Metazoa, Chordata, Mammalia, Chiroptera, Vespertilionidae. Gene Ontology annotation, cellular component: protein phosphatase 4 complex; nucleus; cytoplasm. Bases 1 to 1365 code for a protein of 454 amino acids. Gene Ontology annotation, biological process: protein dephosphorylation. The transcript is spliced from 10 exons. The record is from RefSeq and is a predicted model, not a curated record.